AUGCUAAAGGGAAGAAAACAAAGAAAGACUAUUCUCAAAACAGUAAUUGAUAUGGUGACGGAUAGAAUUAGUUGCUUACCCGAUCAUGUAAUAGACCAUAUUCUGUCUUACUUGCCAAUUAGGGAAGCAGUGAGAACAAGUGUUUUAUCCAAAAUAUGGAAGAACAAAUGGUACACACUUCCAAAUCUUGUGUUUGAUAAACAUGGUGUCUCUGAUGUAGUUAACGAGAGCAUGCUUUUGAAAAUUGUUGAUCAUGUACUUUUAGUUCAUUCGGGGCCAAUCAACAUGUUUAAGUUCGCUAACGAAGAUCUUCCUGAAAUUUUUGAGAUUGACAUGGAUCGGUGGAUUCUUCAUCUAACCGGAAGGGUAGUUGUUGAUUCAUGUUGCGAUUUGAUCUCAGAAGACAAUCAAAGUACACUGACUGGAAGGCCUAGCAACUUGCUCAAAUUUUUCGAUAGUCGACCUCACAUAAAGAGCUUAGUGAUUGGUAUUUACUUUUUAAAGUAUUUGGCUGCAGGUGAUUUGCCAGUAAAGCUUCCUACACCUUGUGUUGAUCUAAGCUAUCUUUCCUUAAGCAUAAACUUCGAUGACUUGAAGGAAAUUUAUGCUGCUCUUUGCUUGCUCAGAAGCUCACCUAAUCUUCAAAAAUUAGAAAUAUCUGCAAAGAUUCAUCGGGAUAAUGUCCCUUUGACACCUGUCAGUGACGGCUAUUCUUGGGAAGGAGUAUUUUCGAGGCCAGCCACACCCAUCCAAGUGCGACAUGUAACAAUAUAUAGCAUCUCCGGCUUUCAACCUGAACUAGAUUUGAUCAAAUUUCUACUUCUCUAUUCGCCUGUGCUAGAAAAGAUAAUUGUGAAGCCUCAUGUAAAUGCCGGAGUGGAGUUGCUUACCGAACUUGUUCGGUUCAAAAGAGCGUCAGGAGAAGCUGAAGUUAUUUAUGACAUUCAAAAGAGCGUCAGAAGAAGUUAUUUAUGA
Molecule: messenger RNA, 975 nt
Organism: Vicia faba (fava bean)
Lineage: Eukaryota; Viridiplantae; Streptophyta; Magnoliopsida; Fabales; Fabaceae
Source: the annotation of a GenBank genome assembly